Messenger RNA from Corapipo altera (White-ruffed manakin), 1044 nucleotides. RefSeq names its product regulator of microtubule dynamics 1 (gene RMDN1). NCBI's taxonomy places the organism in Eukaryota, Metazoa, Chordata, Aves, Passeriformes, Pipridae. The record is from RefSeq and is a predicted model, not a curated record. The coding region runs from base 16 to 933 and encodes 305 amino acids. Gene Ontology annotation, cellular component: spindle microtubule; mitotic spindle pole; cytoplasm. Gene Ontology annotation, molecular function: microtubule binding. The transcript is spliced from 10 exons.
GUGCUGGCGGCGGCGAUGGCGACGCUCAUGGCGGUGCUGGCGCGGCCCUUCCGCCGCGGUCCUGCCGGCCUGGGGCUGCGGCUCCGACGGGAGGCGACGGGCGGCCCGUGGGGCCGGGGCCGGACGUGGAGCGAGGUGCUUAGAAAAAGCCUUCAAAGGGGGCUUGUGCUUUCAACAGGGUCCUUUUUGGCUUACGAAACUCAUAAGCUGAUUUUUGGCUUUGCUGAGGUUCAUGCAAGCUUCAAAGUGGAAGAAGUGUUAGAACAAGCAGACUACCUGUACGGGAGUGGAGAAACUGAAAAACUGUAUCGGUUGCUGGUUCAGCAUAAAAACAGUGAUGAUGCAGAGUUGUUGUGGCGGCUGGCACGGGCAUCACGAGAUCUAGCUCAGCUUAGUAGUACUUCUGCAGAGGAGAAGAAACAACUGACUUAUGACUCCUUUGAGUAUGCAAAAAAGGCUCUUGAAAAAAAUGAGUCAAAUUCUGCAGCGCACAAGUGGUAUGGAAUUUGCCUCAGUGAUGUUGGAGACUAUGAAGGAAUCAAGACUAAAAUUGGAAAUGCUAUUGUUAUCAAGGAGCAUUUUCAGAGAGCCAUUGAACUAAAUCCAAAAGAUGCUACAACAAUUCAUCUUAUAGGGAUUUGGUGUUACUCCUUUGCUGAAAUGCCAUGGUACCAAAGAAAAAUUGCUGCAACGCUGUUUGCCACACCACCAACUUCCACGUUUCAAGAGGCGCUACGUUACUUUCACAUGGCAGAGGAAGCCGAUCCAAAUUUCUACAGCAAAAAUUUGCUCUUUUUGGGGAAGACAUACUUGAAGUUAAACAAUAAAAAGAUGGCUCUUCUCUGGUUAAGCAAAGCAAAGGAGUAUCCUGCACAGACAGAAGAGGACAAACAGGUACAGAAAGAAGCUUUGGAGCUGCUUAAUUCUAUAUAAGAAGAAACAAGAUAAUGGGAAUUCAGUGCCUCAGAUUUGAGCAGCACAGGAAAAAGGCCCCAAAUACUACUUUGGUUUAUUGAAGCUGUUAAUAAAAGUACAGCCCUGACC